AUUUUCUUAAUACCGUGAGCUCUUAUUAGUGAUAAAUGUCUGGGGAGUGUGUAAGAGUUUUUUCAUUAUAAAUUUCAAGAUUUGGUAAAAGAAGUUGGGGAAUAGACGUUUGUCAUGUCUGAUCCAUUUAAUGGAAAAGAAGACGGCACCUUCAUUUCUUCUGUUUGUUAAAAAAUAAGUAGGUGGAUUAAGUAUAGUUUGUUAACCGAGCCAAAAAUACCAAAUCCUAUAUCGUCGUUACAGGCUGCUCUUCUUUGAAAGAGAGAUCUCAUCUAUCCGAAUUUCAACUUUACAAAGAAAGAGAAAAAAAAAAAAAAAAAAGGAAAAGGGAUAAAGUGCAAGAAAGAGAAAUGCAAAAGUCAUUUUUGGUUUUAUUUUGUGAUAACUUUUAUGUGUAUUUUCUUGUCAAGUAAGAAAGCUAUGUGUUGACAUUUAUUGAUUAAAAUACAUUACCUGAUUUGUUAGGAUCUAGUUACAGCGGAUCACGAUUUCUACUGUCGUAGGAUUGAUAAAUUGUGGUGAAGAAGAUCUAGUUACAGUGGAUCACUAUUUCUACCGUCGUAUGAUUGAUAUAUUGCGGUGAAGCUGUUUCAAUGAAAUAAACAUUUGACGACUAAAUAAUGACGUUAAGAGCUAUUCAGUUUGAGAUUUAUUAUUUCAAAUAUGAUCAAUGACUGAUUAAAGAAAUUGAUUGAAUCUUUCCAAUUGAUCAAAGAGAAUGAUCGAGUCUUUCCAAAAUACAGAUUUUAAUGGUUUAUUUAUAAAUUUUGACUAUAUACCUUUUCUUAUAAAAAAAAAAAUAAUACACUCAGCAUCUUUUAAUUUUAUAUACUUCUCCUAACAAAAAGAUAUUCCUACUAGGGUUUGAAGCACACUGAAGGAUUUUUUUAUUUUUAUUUUUGGUCGUGAAAACGAGGGAACAAGAUAUUAAAAUCGAAAAUCUUAUAAAUAGUCUUAUUAGAUAAUACUUUUAUACUUUUCUUGGUUUCUCCCAAGAACCAAUCACUUUUAAAGAUGGUUGAAGCAUUGAAGCCGUCACUUAGCCAAUGAAUAUUUUUUAGAAUGGUCAUUUUCACAGGCAAGCCUCUUUCUAUAUCAAGAAAAAGAAACUCUAAUUCUUCUUUCUUUUAAGGUGUUUUAUAUCUUUACUUUUGUCUUUUUUUUUUUUCAUAUAUUGUUUACUCAUAUUUUUAAGGAAAAUGAAUUUCUGUAAUAGAAGGUGGUCAUUCAAUCAUAGAGCUAUUAAUCCGACAGCCAUCAUUUCUAAAUUAGCUGCUAAUAUUUGCAAUGUUGAACUUCAAUUUGCCCAAAGACUAAUUCUAAUUUUUAGGCUUUAAAUUUUAAAACUUAAGUAAUGCUUCUUUUUAAAAGGUAAUCUUGGUCUCCCCUGUGGAGAUGGUAACAGAUUAGUGACUAGAUGUUUAUGAAUGGAUUAAAUAACUAUUUCUAUUAAAUAGUUGUUAAUUUAAUCAGAUAUUAACUAUUGAGAAUUGUCAGUCAUUUGGCAUGUUAUAAUUUUUCUCCCCUUUGAAUAUAGUUAGUUACCUUCAAAAAGUUACAAAGUUUUUACAGUCAGACUCCCCACAGUAUAUAAAGGAAACCAUGAUCCCCACAAAAUAGCCAUUACUGGACAUACACAAAUAAAAAAACACCCUCUCUCUCUCUCUGGGUCUGACUUUCUCCUCCAAAACUUUUCUUGGGUUUUGGGAGAGGAAAGGAAAAAAAUACAAGACAAUGGAAGGACAAUCAAGAAAAUGGAUGAUAUUAGUAGCAACGACAUGGGUACAAGCAUUUACAGGGACAAACUUUGAUUUCUCAUCAUACUCUUCAACAUUAAAAUCUGUUCUUGGAAUAUCACAAGUUCAGCUAAACUACUUGGCUAUGGCUUCUGAUAUGGGAAAGGCAUUUGGUUGGGGUUCUGGUUUAUGUUUAAUGCAUCUUCCUUUGUGGUGUGUCCUGUUCAUAGCUGCUUUCAUGGGUCUCUUCGGCUAUGGUCUUCAGUGGCUCCUAAUUGACAGAAUCAUCAGCUUUCCUUACGUUCUGGUAUUUCUCCUAUGCUUGACAGCAGGAUGCAGCAUCUGCUGGUUCAACACGGUCUGUUAUGUUCUGUGCAUAAGAAACUUCCCAGCCAACAGAGCACUAGCAUUAUCCCUCACCAUUAGUUUUAAUGGAGUUACUGCUGCUAUCUAUAACCUUAUUGCGAAUUCCAUAAACCCUGAAAAUGACACUCUUUAUCUCCUGUUAAAUGCAGCUGUCCCUCUGUUUGUGUCCAUCCUGGCGUUGCUCCCCAUCCUUCGCCAACCCCCUCUCCAGCAACUCUCUGCUGAUGCCGCUCGCAGUGACGCCUCCAUUUUUCUCUUCCUCAACAUUCUAGCCAUUUUCACUGUCCUGUACCUUCUGCUCUUGAAUUCACUAUCUUCAACUGCAUCAGUAGCACGUAUCCUUCUUGGGGGUGCUAUUCUCCUAUUAGUCCUUCCCUUGUGCUUCCCUGCACUUGUGUACGCAAGAAACUGGGCUACGCAUAACAUCCUUGCACGUUUGCAUUUUUAUCACUCAAGCUUCAAUGAUCUUGAGCUUGUCAGAGAACUCAUCAAAAAUGAAAAUGGAACUAGCUCAAAUGCCAAUUCCUAUGGCGUGGUAGAGAAAGAAGGAUGUUUUGGCUGUUUCAGAAGGGUAAUGGAGAAGGACAGGUUAACUGUGCUAGGCGAAGAGCAUCCAGCUCGAGUGCUAGUGUGUAAGUGGGAUUUCUGGCUAUAUUAUUUUACCUAUUUCUGUGGAGGGACAGUAGGGCUGGUCUAUAGUAAUAAUCUAGGACAGAUUGCACAGUCACUUGGAUACUAUAAAGACCUUGAAUCGCUCAUCACCCUAUACUCGGCAUGCUCAUUCUUUGGCCGCUUACUCUCAGCUACCCCAGAUUUCCUGCGUGACAAGGUGUACUUUGCAAGAACUGGGUGGUUAGCAGUUGCAAUUGUGCCGAUGCCAAUUGCCUUCGGUUUACUUGUUGCAUCAGGGAGUGAAGGAGCAUUGCGUGCUGGCACAGCCUUGGUUGGACUAAGCUCUGGGUUUGUAUUUGCAGCAUCUGUUUCAGUCACUUCUGAGCUGUUUGGGCCAAACAGUGCUGGGGUCAACCACAACAUCCUCAUCACCAACAUCCCCAUUGGAUCACUCCUCUAUGGCCUUCUUGCAGCCAUAGUCUAUGACGCCAAUGCUGGAAGUACCAGCCUGCUGGAGACACUGUUAGGGAAAGAACUGGUAUGCAUGGGGAGGCAAUGCUACUUGAAAACCUUCGUGUUAUGGGGUGGCAUUUCAUUGGUAGGCCUAGUUUCAGGUUAUAUGCUUUUCUUACGAACCCGACAUGCAUACAACCGUUUUGAAAGGAGCCGAAAUCUGACACAGUCCUCUUAACCGAGAAAGAUUUUGCCUUCUUUGUCACCCUUUCUAUAUAGGAUUUCAAAAUGAUUAAAUACCAUACAAGAACAUACGUAGUUAUCACGAUACAGUUGGCACUGGCUAGCUUCAAGUAGGUGGAGUAACAAGCCAACAUGCACAAAGAUGUAAGAAUCAAAUCCUAUUUCAUUAUUGGAGUAGGAGGGAGGUUACUCAUAGUCAUGCUUAGAAUAGAGGGAGAAGAGAAGAAGGAGGGCUACACCAGCUGUGUAGCCCAACGUUUUGAACCAAAAGAAAAAUAAGUAAUAUACAGAUUCUUUUUUGACAGAAAAAAAAGAAGAAGAAUAUGUUUUA
Molecule: messenger RNA, 3741 nt
Organism: Ricinus communis (castor bean)
Lineage: Eukaryota; Viridiplantae; Streptophyta; Magnoliopsida; Malpighiales; Euphorbiaceae
Product: protein NUCLEAR FUSION DEFECTIVE 4
Exons: 3
Coding region: 1735-3405 (556 amino acids)
Cellular component (GO): membrane
Source: RefSeq, a predicted model, not a curated record